GGCCAGCUCAAGGUGCAAUGGGCAAGGGAUAAUAGCUUUUUACUUCAAAAUGGCUGGUUUAGAAGUCAUAGACUCCUCGAGGAAAAAACACAUUAGGCAACCACCAUCAGUGCCAUUUCUCUGGGAAGUAAGGCCCGGGGUGGCAAAAAGAGACUGGAAACCUGAGGUUUCUUCGGUUACCCCAGUUCAACUACCUCCUGUCAAGCUCAUCGCCUCAGUGCCCUUCAACUGGGAGGAAAAGCCUGGGAAACCUCUAUCCUGUUUCUCACAAUCACCAGAAUCAGCAUUUAUAACCCCACAGGCAAAUCUCCUUGCUUUACCAUGGCAUGUUACGUGCUCUCAAGGAGAUGACAAUCACAAGCAAGAGGAUGGUGAUUCUGGUGAGGAGAAUUUUGGAGAUGAACGAGUAAUGUUUAACUCAGAUCUUGAAUCAUUCAGUUUCGAGACAGAUGAUUCGUUUCGUUCAGCACAGUCUCUCUUGGCUAAUUGCAUGGUUUCAUCGGUGGCAAUUUCUACUGCUGUUCCGGUGCAAACAACGUCUCCAACAGAUGAUAGCAAUGGCCAGCAGGAAACCCCAUCAUCGCCAACUUCUGAAACUGAUAGUAGCACAAGCAGUUAUGCAACUGGCGUAUCAAGUCUUGAGGGGGCUGCUUUCUUGGAAUGUCUCUUUCCAUUAUAUAAACCCAAAUCUGGUUUUCUAGGAAAGGCUUCCCAUCCCAGAAAGGAAUCUUUUACUCCGGAGCUAAACAGCAGAGAUUUUGAUUAUGAACGUAAUAGCAGUGUCAUGAUAAGGAGACCACUAACGCUUGGUGAACUGAUAAUGAUGAGCCGAAGGAGGAGUUGUCAGAGAAAAGCUGUUCAAAUGAGAAAACAGAAUCCAUCAAUGAAAUUUAUGGACAAGAAAGCUUUUGGAUGCUGCAUCUUUGGAACUAGCAUCAAUAUGAUUGAAGGACUGCAGAGGAAGAUGCGCCAACCAAGACUGAAAAUAGGGCAUUUGUCACUAUGAACCACCCGAAGUUCAUUUCUUUGAUCAGUCCUUUUCAGAUCGUUCUAGCUUUCCACUUCCAGGCAAAUAUGUAAACAAUUUACAGCAUUUAGAAUGUAACCCAAUCUUGAAAAUUGCCAGAACUCCCAAGAUAUCAAAUUGGAAUUUUCCAUUGA
This is a messenger RNA of Populus nigra (black poplar), 1161 nucleotides long. RefSeq lists its product as uncharacterized. The coding region runs from base 50 to 1006 and encodes 318 amino acids. The record is from RefSeq and is a predicted model, not a curated record. Lineage: Eukaryota; Viridiplantae; Streptophyta; Magnoliopsida; Malpighiales; Salicaceae. The transcript is spliced from 2 exons.